AUGGCCCAGGGAAUUGGGCGUCUUGCCUUGGCUGGCGUGCCUUACAUACUCUCACUGAUUACGAUCAUUAUUAUUAUUCUGAUCUUCGUUGCCGGCAACAAACCCGGGGCUCUGGAAGACCUCGCCUUGUUGAAGGUUCACGUCGGGUCGCUCACAAUACCAUCCAAACUCUCCUCGUCGCAGUUCCUUCAGGACCUACAAAAGAUCUCAGGUGCCGAUCUCACCGGUAGUUCUGCCACGGCGCAGUCCCUUGGCCUCGCUUCUCUAUAUUCAGUACAUGUCUACACGACCUGCGCCUACUUCAUCGCCGAGACAACGUGCUCUUCGUUCAAGGUCGGCUCGUGGUUCAACGCAGCGACAGCGCUCAAGCUCGACACCACAGUGGUUUCUAUCAACCUCUCGGAUGACUUCAACCACAGCUUUGACACCUACAAGAAGGCAGCGUACUUCAUGGGCGUUGGGUUCAUCCUGGCCUUUGUAUUCCUGGUUCUUGCUGCGGUUUUGUCCGGCUUGGGCAGUCGAUUUCGCACCUUGGCAGUCUCAGCAGCGGCUCUGUCGUGGAUCGCGACAGGUCUUCUGCUGAGUGAUGCUGUUGUUACCCUCGUCACAGCUCGCAGGACUGCGGGCGCUGUCACGUCAGAGUUGGGCAGUCUGGGCAUCACCGCCGAGCUAGGGAAGGUAGUAUACUUGCCUUUCUUUGCCUUUGCACUGUCCCUGAUUACAUCCAUCUUGUACACCCUGGAAAUUCGUCGCACACGCACCAACGGCCUUGGUCCAGCAGCCAAGAAACGCGCCCUUAUGGUCGGCGCUGCCUCGUUCAGCGACAGCAAAGGUGAAGCGGAAGCCGCGGCGGGAGCAGGCAACGGCCCGAUCAGUUCGGCCAAGCCAGGGAUCCUGCAGCGUGUCACGACGUGGACGCGCCACCGCUACGUGCAGGUCGAAAGGCAGCCUGCCGUUGCUCGCGCGCCUGACAAUGACGAUGGCGGGAUGGCGAGCCGGACCAACGCCCUACGCGGCCAGCGCGACUUCGACUACGACAACCCGGCCGAGGAGGGCGACAUUGCCAUGGUAUCGCUUGGCGGCAGGGGCGAGUCGGGGAACAAUCAUGGUCCUCGAGAUGUGGCGUACGAGCCGUAUUCUACUCAGCUGCCGCCAACUCUGUCAUUGUCCCACGAGCCGUACCUACACCAAUUUUCUGACGACGGACACGGUGACACUCUGCAUCAUUCCUCGCGCAUUACAGAUGUCAGGGAGCAGGGCAACGACCGCCCGCUGAUCACUCAUCCUGGAGUUUGA
Molecule: messenger RNA, 1296 nt
Organism: Purpureocillium lilacinum
Lineage: Eukaryota; Fungi; Ascomycota; Sordariomycetes; Hypocreales; Ophiocordycipitaceae
Biological process (GO): fungal-type cell wall organization
Cellular component (GO): plasma membrane; cell cortex of cell tip
Source: RefSeq, a predicted model, not a curated record